Molecule: messenger RNA, 4063 nt
Organism: Diachasma alloeum
Lineage: Eukaryota; Metazoa; Arthropoda; Insecta; Hymenoptera; Braconidae
Gene: Upf2
Product: regulator of nonsense transcripts 2
Exons: 4
Coding region: 415-3840 (1141 amino acids)
Biological process (GO): nuclear-transcribed mRNA catabolic process, nonsense-mediated decay
Cellular component (GO): exon-exon junction complex; cytoplasm
Molecular function (GO): RNA binding; protein binding
Source: RefSeq, a predicted model, not a curated record
UCGGCCUGUGUGUUCUGCUUGAUACACACAUGCAGAGUCACUUAGUCGGUUGUGUUCCUAGGGGCUUCCGUAUAUUUCACUGUAAUUUAGGGAAAAAAGAAAACAACAAAGCAACAUGCCCGCAAAUAAAUAGCUAUUUUGCUAUUUAGCGCUGCCAUCGUUGUUUCCCCAGGUUAUUUUCUUAUUGUCAUUGUAUUUAUUGUUAGUACCACUGCAUUUCUAUUAUUACAACACGAAUUUGUAUUUGAUUAUGUGGAGCAAGAGGUUAUUAAACAGCUGGAUCUGUCGUUUAUCGAAGGUUAAUAAUGAAUUAAAGUGAAAAAACUAGGAAAGACACAAUGCUGAUCAGCUCAACAAGUUGAGAGCAGUCUCUAGCCUCGCUGUUAAUCCAUAAACUUAAUAAAAUAAAUAAAGAUGACUGAAAAGGACAAAAACGUGAAAGACACCGAUGAAGAUCCCCCAGCACCUGAUAGGCCCCCCGAUGUCACAACCGAAGAGGACAGACAAUUCCUCAUGGACUACAUCAAAGAACUCGAGCAGAGAUUGGCAUCCAAAGAAGAAAUCCGUUCAGCCAAUUUGAAUCCAACGAGGCCCCCAGACUCGUUCUUCAGCAAGCUCGACUCAAACCUCAAGAAGAACACAACUCUCGUGAAGAAACUGAAGACCUUCAGUGCAACCCAGCUGGACCAGCUCCUAAAAGACAUGAGCAACUUGAAUCUAACAAAAUACAUAAGUGAAAUAGCCACUGCCCUGGUAGAUGCCAAGCUCAAGAUGACAGACGUUCAACCAGCCAUAAAAGCCUGCUCAUUCCUCCACCAGACGUACGCAGAAUUCUCCAGCCAUUUCUUUGAGAAUUGGCAGAGAGUGCUGUGCCUCAAAGUCGGAGACAAAAUCGCCAACCCCAGUAAACUUCGUGUUGACCUCAGGUUCUACGCUGAACUGGUGAAUGCUGGUAUUUUCACUCACAAACAGGGUCUCUCCCUCCUGGGAUCAGUCCUCACAGUACUGAUAAACAUGGACAAGGAGGAGCACAACAAUGCCAGCAUAAUCCUGAGCUUCUGUCGCCACUGUGGCGAGGAUUACGCUGGUCUGGUACCAAGACGUGUUCGUCAGCAGUCGGAGAAGCUCAACAUCCCAAUACCAAAGAGCAAACUUCUGUCACCAGACAAGCAGCAGAAUGUUCGAGCAUUACUGCGAGAAUACUACAACUCCCUGUGCAAGCACCUGUUGAAGGAGCACAAGGAUGUGCAAGCGUUCGAGAAACAGAAUAGAAAAAUUCUCCAGACAAGGGGUGAGUUGAGUGCAGAGAGAAAAGAGAGGUUCGAAGCCCUCCAGGUUUCCUACGAACGUCUAACAACGAGUGUUCAGAAUUUCGCUGAGACCCUGGACGAGAGCAUUCCAGAGUUGCCAGUCGAUACUGAGGUCAAAGCAGAGACAGAGGAGUCCCUGAAGAUGAUCAGUGAGGGGGAGGAGAACAGCACGAUGGAGGACAUGUGGGGGGACGAGGAGACCAGGAGAUUCUACGAAGUUCUUCCUGAUCUCACGGUUUUUCUACCUGGCUCCUACCUCAAAGAAGUACCUAAGGCAGAAACACCAAUCACUGAAGAAGCCCUCGACGAAGAAAUAACGUUCGAUGAGCUUGAAGAGAUUGAUAAGGUGGAGGAGCCAGAGACUGAGAUUGAGGAGCCCCAGGUGGCCAAUAUCAGCAACAAAAUUCUUCUCGAUGCCUUCUUAACUCAUCUACCCAAUUGUGUUAAUCGAGAGAUGAUUGACAACGCUGCUGUUGACUUUCUCAUAAACUUAAAUACAAAACACAACAAGAAAAAACUGAUAAAAGCCCUCUUCGGUGUCUCACGAAUUCGGUUGGAUCUGUUACCAUUUUACUCUCGAAUAGCUGCUAUUCUCUACCCAGUGAUGCCAGACGUGGGGAAUGAACUGUGUACAAUGCUCAAACAUGACUUCAAGUAUCACGUGAGGAAAAAGGAUCAAAUUAACAUUGAGUCCAAGGUCAAGGUCGUCAGGUACAUCGGGGAACUGGUCAAGUUCAAACUUUACUCCAAGAUCGAAGCUCUCUACUGCCUCAAGGUUCUGCUUCACGAUUUCACUCAUCAUCAUAUUGAGAUGACAUGCAAUUUGCUGGAGACGUGCGGUAGGUUUCUGUUCUGCUCCACGGAUUCUCAUCAGAGAACUAAAGUCUACUUGGAACAGAUGAUGAGGAAGAAGGCUGUGACUGCUCUGGACUCUCGUUAUGUCACGAUCAUCGAGAAUGCUUAUUAUUUCGUGAACCCACCAGAGUCUACUGGGGGUGUGACGAGGAAGGAGCGUCCCCCCAUGCACGAAUUCAUAAGGAAGCUUUUGUAUCAAGAUCUGUCGAAGACGAAUACAGAUAAAGUGCUGAAGUGGAUGAGGAAACUCGAUUGGGAGAAUGAGAACAUCUCGAUGUAUGCGAUUAAGUGUCUUACAGCUGCCUACAACGUGAAAUACUUGAAUAUAAGGUGUGUGGGGAGUCUUCUGGCUGGACUGGUGGCUCACUACGAGGCCAUAGGUCCCAACGUAGUUGACGGUGUCCUCGAGGACAUCCGCAUAUGCAUGGAGAUCAAUCUCCCAAAGUACAAUCAACGUCGCAUUGCAAUGGUGAAAUACCUCGGCGAGCUCUACAACUACAGAAUGGUGGAGAGUGGCGACAUAUUCAGGACUCUCUACCUCUUGAUAACCUUCGGGGUGAGCAUGGAUCACACAGCACCGAGUGUUCUCGACCCCCCGGACCAUCUAUUUCGCAUAAGACUCGUGUGCACACUGCUGGAGACCUGUGGUCAGUACUUCAGUGGUGGCUCCAGCAAGAAAAAGCUGGACUACUUCCUCAUCUUCUUUCAGAAUUACUACUGGUUCAAAUACACUGAUCCUAUUUGGACGGCGGAAAAUCCCUUUCCAAUUGGAAUUGAUUACAUGUAUCGUGACACUCUGGCCAUGCUCAGGCCGAAAAUCCAACUCUUCCAGAGUUAUAAAGAGACUCAAGCUGCUAUUGAUGAGUUGAAGAACACUCUUUAUCCAACGUUGGACGUUAACAGAGGGGAUGCCGAACGAGGGGAGUCUGAUUCUGAUAUGGGCACCAUUUUAGAAGCUGAUGAAGAGCAAACUGCUGUCAUUGGUGAUCUUCAUUUCGAGGAGUCGGAGGAUGUUUCGGAGGCCCACUCGGACGAAGACUGGAUCAUGGACCCUGAGAGGGAUGAGAAUCACGGAACUGGGGAGAAUACUCAAGGGGAUCAGAGCCUCUCCCAGGGUAUCAACGAGGGGGUGAUUCUGGAUGCCGCUGAGUUGGAUGCUGCACUGCCAGCAGGACCCAAACGCGUCAGUUGUCCUGAGGACGAUGAUUUCCUAUCUGCACUCGAUAAGAUUGUCUCUGAUAAUAUUCAGGACAGAAUGCGGGAUAAUGUCAAGCCUCAACAAGUCGAUAUUUCAGUUCCCAUUCAUGUGAAGAGCACCAAGAAGACGUAUGAGCAGCUCCAGGAGGGACCGUCGGACAAUUCUACUGUGGAUUUUGUUCUCAUGCUGAGGAAAGGGAACAAACAGCAGUACAAGAAUCUCGCGGUUCCAGUUUCUUCGGAGCUCGCUAUGAAUCUACGAAAUAGGGAGCAGGAGCAGAAGGAGGAGAAGGAACGGGUCAAGAGGCUGACGUUGAAUAUCACUGAGAGACAAGAGGAGGAGGAUUACCAGGAGACUAUUAAUCAGGGAACGAGACCAGUCACAGUUAAUCUUAAUCGCGAGAGAAGGCAGAAAUAUAAUCAUCCCAAAGGGGCACCUGAUGCCGAUCUCAUAUUUGGACCCAAGAAAAUUCGAUGAGGAAUUGCCGUAUUUUUCGUUCUCUCUGCCGUUUAUGACACGUAUGAACAAAUUUCAUAGCAGAACCUAGCGGUUUUUCGGAAGAAUUCUGUUGAAUUACUGGUGGCAUUCUAGAAGAAUUCUUUAAAAGUUCUAUUGCAUCAUUAUAAAAACAUCAUUUUUUUAUUUUAUAACAAUUGAACUUGAGGAAUUAAUAGAAAUAAUCUCAACAGAAUAAAUUGUA